Rotaria socialis is the source of this 1491-nucleotide messenger RNA. The record is from the annotation of a GenBank genome assembly. NCBI's taxonomy places the organism in Eukaryota, Metazoa, Rotifera, Eurotatoria, Philodinida, Philodinidae.
AUGACUUCAAAAAAACUAGGACAUUCAUUGACAGAAAAUGAUAGAUUAUUAGACAUAUGUGAAUUACAAAAUGCAGAACGUGAAAGAAAUAUUGAAAAAAGCAAUAAUCGCUCUAAUAGAAAAAAAAUCGCCAAUAAAAUGUUUUGCCAUAAUGAAAUUAAUAAGAUUCUCGAUGAAAAAGAUUCAUGGCCAAAUGACAAUAAUCAAUUAUUAACAAAUUCUGAUCGACUUUGGAUUAUGACUCAUAUUCAAAGUAAAUUUUCCUAUUGGCUACUCCAUGUUCGUGAAACAUGGGAAGAAUCUCAUUUACAGCAUUUUCUCCUAGAUCGACGGCGUGAUCGACAAAGUUUACAAGAUUAUCUUCGAAAAAAUAAUGAAAUAUUUAAAAUUCAAUAUAUUCUCAAUAUAAAAUAUGAAGAGAUUGAAAGCUGGGAAAAUCAUUUACGUCAAGAAGAAAAUGCAUUAGCUAAAGCCGAGAAGCAUAUCGGCGAAGAUUUAGCUUUAUUCGAUCAAUUUCUUGAUGCUUGCAAUCGAAAUGCUAAUGAAGCAGCUUUUCGAGUUGAGGAAGAAGCACGUAAAAAAGAUGAACUAAUUAAUGAAAUAAAACGACUACAAAAAACUCUUGUUAGCUAUCAUAAUGAUCAUAAUCAUUUAACUGAUAUAUUGAAACAAUCACGUCGAUAUCAACAAUUUCUUUUUAAAUUUGCACCUAAAGAAUGGCGUGCUGACAUUGUUCAGCAAUGGGAAUCUAACGAAAUUGAAAAUAAUCAACCUUCAGAAUUAAUGUCGAUUCCAAACGAACAAAUUGAUAUUGAAUUCUAUAAUGAUUCUCGUACAAUUACCAAUGAAAACUAUUCAGUUUAUUUUACUAAGCCUGAACAAUUACUUGAUAUAUUCACUGAAAUGGAAGAAAAAUCUUUACCACUCGUGGAAAAAAGUCAAUAUACAUCCGAACUACUCGAUAGUAUACAUUCAACUAUAAAGAAUACCAUAAGUGAACAAAAUCAUGAAGUUGAACAACUGAAAAUAAAAGUCAACCAAUUAGAAGAAUCUAUUAAACAGGAAAUUGAACGUGAAAUUUCUUGUCAAAAUAUUUUGACGUAUUUUUUGCUCUUUCUUUCUCCUUCAUAUAGCCGAACAUCAUACAUGUAUAAAUUUAUUUAUAGACAAUGUAAAAACGAAAAAAAUGAUCCAUUAAUUGAACAAAUAAAAAACACUAUUGAAAUUUUAUAUAAAAACCAUAUUAUUUCUGAUGAUAUGGGUAUAUCAACAAUUCAUAUGUUACAAACAAUUGAAAAUAAAAUAAAAUCCUUAUUAAACAUAAUCGAACAUAUGGAUUCAUCUGCUGUGAUGGAAGCUGAAAAAUUUCGUGAGAACUCUAUUCGAACGAUUGAACGUCAAGAAAAAAUUCGACAAGAAAAAGUAAUCAACGAACUUAGACAUAAAAAAACAUUACUUCGAACAUCAGCACCGCCUUAUCCGAAAGUGUGA